UCAUUUGUUAUGGGCAGGGGUAGUUGGGGAUUGUCACCACUCUCUGGAGAGCGCGCGUAGUGUUACAGUUGGAUGGAGCCACAGAAAUUAUCCAUUUGGAGAAAUGGAUGGAACUAAAAUGGAGUAGGACAAAGGAGAAAUCCCAACCUUUGCUGCUCCACUCUACUCACAUCAACCCUGUUUCCGCCAUUGUCUUCCCGCCUAAUUCCUCCUCAGUUCGCGAUUUCGGAAGCCAUGGUCGCCGUUAUCUUCAUUCUCUCUGCCCUAAUUUAUGUCUGCUCCGCUGAAACUUACACCUCUAAUCGCCUCUCACCUGACCAAAAUCUCUGUGCGCUGAUCAUUCGUCCUGCUGGUUAUGCUUGCUCCGAACACACGAUUUUGACUGAUGAUGGUUACUUAUUGGCUCUACAACGGGUGUCAUCGUCCAAAAUUGGGAAUUUAAGACAAAAUCCACGUCCUCCGGUUUUGCUUCAGCAUGGACUCUUUAUGGGAGGAGAUGCGUGGUUUUUAAAUUCUCCAGAAGAAUCAUUGGGUUUCAUCCUUGCAGACCGUGGUUUUGAUGUUUGGGUGGGAAAUGUGCGUGGAACACGUUGGAGCCAUGGUCAUGUAUCUUUAUCACUUAAAGAUAAGGAUUUUUGGGAUUGGAGUUGGCAGGAAUUGGCUCUACAUGAUUUUGCAGCAAUGCUUCGCUACAUUAAAGCAGUAACCAGUACAAAAAUAUUUGUCGUUGGACAUUCACAGGGGACAAUAAUGUCUUUGGCUGCUUUCACUCAGCCUAAUAUAGCAGAAAUGGUUGAAGCUGCUGCUCUUCUAUCUCCGAUAUCGUACUUGGAGCAUAUAAACUCCAAGUUUGUACUUAGAAUGGUUAAUAUGCAUCUAGAUCAGAUGAUUCUUGCCAUGGGUAUUCAUCAAGUCAACUUCAGAAGUGAUUGGGGUGUUAAUCUUGUGGAUUCCAUAUGUGAUGGCCAUUUGGAUUGCAAUGACCUGCUAACAUCCAUUACAGGCAAGAAUUGCUGCUUUAACAACUCGCGUGUGGAUUUCUAUCUUGAGUAUGAACCACACCCAUCAUCAGCAAAGAACAUACGCCAUCUCUUCCAAAUGAUUCGAAAGGGUACUUUCUCCAAGUAUGACUAUGGAGUAGUAAAAAACCUGAUGCAAUAUGGUCAAUUGAAACCCCCUGUAUUCAAUCUUGGGAAUAUACCCGAGUCAUUGCCGUUAUGGAUGGCCUACGGAGGAGAUGAUGCCUUAGCAGAUUUGACCGAUGUGAAGCACACGCUCAAGGAAUUGCAGUCUACUCCAGAGUUGCUUUAUCUUGAGAAUUAUGGUCAUAUUGACUUCAUUAUCAGCGUGCAUGCAAAGGAAGAUAUUUAUAAUCAUAUGAUUAGCUUCUUCAACUCUAGGGAAAAAUCUAGUAGUUUAAAGUGACUGUUUACUAUUGUACCAAAAGAGAAAGAAAGAAAAAAAAUGUGAUUGUAUAUACUGUAAAUAUUCAUCAUUUUAUUUUCUUGUGAAUAUUGUAUAUGGUAAAGAGUGGAAGAAGGGAGUAAAAGAAAGAGCAGAAGCAAAUGUCAGUUUGAUUCCAGAUUAACAAGAACGUCGACAUUGGCCGAUGAGGAAAUUAGGCGGUCAUAGAGGAACAAUGAAGGUUCCAUAGCUGUACAAGCCAACAUUGAUAGUCACCUCAUCAUGCUUAGGCUCAGAUUAUAUUGAGUGUUUGGAUGUGAACUUUAAUUGGAGUAUUGUAAACGAAAAAGUUGUUGCAAUAUUGUCAUUUGUAAUGAAUAAAAGUAUACAAAGUAUUUUGGAAUUUA
This is a messenger RNA of Cannabis sativa, 1811 nucleotides long. Its product is annotated as triacylglycerol lipase 1. The record is from RefSeq and is a predicted model, not a curated record. The coding region runs from base 235 to 1425 and encodes 396 amino acids. Gene Ontology annotation, biological process: lipid metabolic process. The transcript is spliced from 9 exons. Gene Ontology annotation, molecular function: hydrolase activity, acting on ester bonds. Lineage: Eukaryota; Viridiplantae; Streptophyta; Magnoliopsida; Rosales; Cannabaceae.